GCCAUUCUAAAUUGUUCGUCAGUAGCGGCUGAUUUACGAUUUUAGUGCGUUUGCGCCAAUUGGACUAUUUAUUUUAAUUUCGCAAAAUUGUCGCUGUAACAAACGGCGAAUUAUAAGUGUAAGCUGAAAGAAAGUAACGAAAAUGUCCACAAGACGACAAGUGAUUGCGAUUUAUCGCCAACUUUUGCGGGAAGCAGAAAAAAUUCCAGCCUACAACUUCAGAAUGUUUGCUGGACGCAAAAUACGGGAUACAUUCAGGGAGAAUAAAAGCAUAAGCGAUUUCGCGGUCAUCGAUCAUAAGCUAGUGGAAGCAAAACAGAAUUUGGAGCUUAUACGGCGACAGGUAAUCAUUGGCCACUUAUACUCCGCUGAAAAACUUGUAAUCGAACAGCCCAAAAAAGCAUUACGCCGCUCGAAAUAAAAUGAAAAGCCCGACAUAUUGUUGCACCUUGUUAUAUCUGCUACUAUGAUAAUUACUUUGUUUAUAUCGCACUGGCUGCAUUUAGGUUAGUAGGUUAAAAAUUUGAAACUUCUGAAAAACAAAACAUGAAAUAAAAACACAUUUAAACGUUAA
This is a messenger RNA of Anastrepha obliqua, 574 nucleotides long. RefSeq names its product protein bcn92 (gene bcn92). Gene Ontology annotation, cellular component: mitochondrion; L-cysteine desulfurase complex. The coding region runs from base 143 to 421 and encodes 92 amino acids. The record is from RefSeq and is a predicted model, not a curated record. Gene Ontology annotation, biological process: iron-sulfur cluster assembly. NCBI's taxonomy places the organism in Eukaryota, Metazoa, Arthropoda, Insecta, Diptera, Tephritidae. The transcript has 3 exons.